UACCUGUAGCAGCAAUAUUUAAAAAAGACUGUAAAUAUCAGAAAUUCAUAGUUCUCUCCACGUCUUGAGCGGAGGUGGUUAUAAACUGUAAGUUGGCAUUCCGGAGAAGAGAGAAACUUUAUGCGUCUCCCAAAACCAAAAGAGACACAUUCACACACGAACAGUUUACAAGAAACGUUUUGAUUUCUAUACGCAAGAGCGUUUUUAUAUAUUCAAGAAAGAAAGAAAAAAACGUUUUUGUUUGCGCAAAAUGGACAACAGUCCGCCCAGUUCUGGAGGCCCCAGUGACAACAGAAUGGAACCGCUUCUGGUGUCACUAGAUGACGCCGUACCCGGAAGGUCCUCGUGGAGACUCGAUGUGAAGGAGUUUCGGCUACCCCAGCAGAGCACUGCAACAACUGCAGACCAUGACAACGGACGGCGUCGUUUUUCUCUCCGUCGCCUUUGCUGCACCUCCAAGAAAGAAUACAAGGUUGAAGAAUAUUACAAGCAACAAGAAAGGCUUCUUGAGGGGUUCACUGAGAUGGAGACCAUGACUGAAGAGGGUUGUUUGCCAGGAAGUCUUACAGAGGAUCAAAUGAAGCAGCUAGCAAAGAGUGAGAGGAUGGCAGUACAUGUAUCAAACAUAGCUAAUUUGGUGCUUUUUGCAGCAAAAGUUUAUGCUUCAAUUAUGAGCAGAUCAUUGGCAGUUAUAGCCUCUACAUUGGAUUCCCUCUUGGAUCUCUUGUCUGGCUUUAUUUUGUGGUUCACUGCCAAUGCCAUGAAAAAUCCAAACCAGUUUCACUAUCCUAUUGGGAAGAAACGUAUGCAACCAGUGGGUAUCAUUGUCUUUGCAUCAGUAAUGGCAACUCUUGGACUGCAAAUAUUGCUUGAGUCUGCUCGGGAACUCAUCUCACAGUCACCGCCAGAAAAAAUGAAAUUUACGGAAGAGAUGUGGAUGAUCGGUAUCAUGGCCUCAGUCACAGUAGUGAAGUUUGUUCUCAUGGUCUACUGUCGCAGAUUUAAAAACGAAAUUGUACGGGCCUAUGCACAAGACCAUUUUUUCGAUGUUAUUACUAAUUCAGUUGGUUUAGCAGCAGCAGUCUUAGCCGUCCGGUUUUUCUGGUGGAUUGAUCCUACUGGUGCUAUUGUUAUAGCACUCUAUACCAUUAAUACAUGGGCAAAGACAGUUUUGGAGAAUGUGCAUUCGCUAAUCGGAAGAACAGCCCCGCCCGACUUCUUAGCAAAGUUAACUUAUUUGAUAUGGAACCACCAUGAAGAGAUCAGGCACAUUGACACAGUGAGAGCGUACACAUUUGGCUCUCAUUACUUUGUGGAGGUUGACAUUGUCUUGCCAGAAGACAUGCUUCUGAACAAAGCACACAACAUUGGUGAGACUCUCCAGGAGAAGCUCGAGCAACUCCCUGAAGUCGAACGGGCUUUUGUGCAUAUCGAUUUUGAGUUUACUCACAGGCCAGAACACAAGAACAAUGUAUGAUGGGGUGGUAGUGGAGCUACAAGCAGGCUUUUCCAGAGCACACAGUUUUUAAAUAAGCUGCUGAUUGUGCUUUCAUUUUAUCAUCUCUUCGCUUGUGCGCCAAAUGUUUUAUAACUUUAUGGCAUUACCUUUCUUAUGGUUUUAGUUCCUUAACUUUUAGUCUUGGAACCAGUUACAUUAUCUGAUGAUGCAACCUCAACACUUUUGUUUUU
Molecule: messenger RNA, 1689 nt
Organism: Prunus dulcis (almond)
Lineage: Eukaryota; Viridiplantae; Streptophyta; Magnoliopsida; Rosales; Rosaceae
Product: metal tolerance protein 10
Exons: 6
Coding region: 251-1477 (408 amino acids)
Biological process (GO): monoatomic cation transport; transmembrane transport
Cellular component (GO): membrane
Molecular function (GO): monoatomic cation transmembrane transporter activity
Source: RefSeq, a predicted model, not a curated record